UAUCACUAGAUUUCUGCACCACUCAUCAAAACUCUGCGGCAUGCAGAGAAGGACCGGGGGGAGGGCAGAUAUUAGGUGUGCGCUAGUGAGCAGAAACGCGACUUCUUUAUUUCUCUGGCCCUCUUUCUCUGACCACAUCGUCUAAAGAAGAGUUUGUACUGCCCGGCCACUGCAGUAGGUCGGUCUACUUACCUCCUUUAAUCCCAUAGCCGUAGAUCUCUCUCUCUCUCCCCCCCCUCUCUCUCUCUCUCUGCUCCGCUUGGCCAAUUGUUCCCAUCCGCAGCAGGGCGCGUUUACUCGGAUUUAGGGCUCCAAACUUGCAUGACAAAAUGUCAAAAGACGGAGAAAAAAGCGGGUGGAAGGAGUACAUCUGGAACCCGAGGACGAGGGAGUUCAUGGGCAGGACGGCUAGCAGCUGGGGUCUGAUUCUUCUCUUCUAUGUAGUUUUCUACAUCUUCCUGGCCGGCUUGUUUGCACUCACCAUGUAUGUCAUGCUGCAGACUUUGGACGACUACAAACCAACCUGGCAAGACAGGCUCGCCACACCAGGCAUGGUGAUUAGACCCAAAUCAGAUGAGACCUAUGAGAUUGUCUAUGACACCCGGAACACUGAGACUUGGGACUUGUACGCUCAGGCCCUGGACAAAUUCCUGACACCCUACAACAACUCCCUCCAGACUGAGAAGAAUAAAGAGUGCACCCCAGACGAGUACUUCCUGCAGGAGGACACCGGUGAUGUGAAGAACAACCCGAAGCGCUCCUGUCAGUUCAACCGCACCAUUCUGGAGGCCUGCUCUGGAAUCAAUGAUCGUUACUAUGGAUACCAGAUUGGCCAGCCAUGUAUCAUCAUCAAGCUGAAUCGGGUAAUUGGGAUGCUGCCAGGGAAGGAUGGACAGGCUCCGUUUGUCACCUGUGCUGCCAAGAAAUACAAAAUUGGCAAAGAUCAAUGGAGAGAAGACACUGACAAAAUUGGAGAGAUGGUAUACUUCCCUCCAAAUGGCAUUUUUAACCUCAUGUACUACCCGUACUAUGGCAAGAAAGCUCAGGUGAACUACUCUCAGCCUUUGGUUGCCGUUAAGUUCCUUAACAUUACUACCAAUGAAGAUGUCAACAUUGAGUGCAGGAUCAACGCCACUAACAUUCCCAUUGGAAGUGAAAGAGACAAGUUUGCCGGAAGGGUAUCUUUCAAGCUGAGGAUCAACACUAAAUAGGUCGACCAUUUUCCUCUCCUGAAAACUACUUUCUUCACUCUCAGAAACAAAUGUCAGUAUUCACACCCUUUUCUACGGAUUGUUUACAACCACCCCAAAUGUUGGAGGAAAUUGUUGGUCCAGUUGUAUGAUGAUAUAGGGCAAGAAUAAAAGGGUGGUAGUUCUGUCAUUUCUUUCUGUCUGUGAGCAUUGGGACAAAUUCUUUUCUGUAGAUUAGUUUCAGGUGAAGUCUAUUUAUACUGCAUGAAAAGCUAUGGGAUGAAAAGGAUGUGAACAUGUGUUUCCAAAGUUUGCAAGGAUCAGCAACAUUAACACUUUAUUGCUGCUCCCCUCCUGCUGCCGCCUUAUAGAGUAACCCUCUAUAAAUAUACACAACACACCAUACAAAAUGUGUAUACCUACAGUAUUUAUACAGUAUCAUAACCUUAUAUCUGUACAUCUAUUUUGUUGCACUUCAAAGAAUAAUCCAACAGAGUUUCAUAUAUCUUGAUGCGUGAGGUGAAGCCAUUUUGCAUGUGUGUAUUGUCUUUAGCGUGCUACGAGGGCAGAAGGCCCCAAUGUCCCACCUCUCUGCUAUGUGUGAAACAAACUAAUGGUAAACUACAGACCACCAGGGGCGGCCACACUGUCAUCUACUGAAACUUACACACAGCAAGUGUGUAUUUUUGAAAAUUUGAAUACUGUAAGAUAGACAUCUCAAAAAUCAAAGUUACAGGAGAGGUAAAAACCUUUAAGAUUGUGUAUGCUUGUGCAUGUGUGUGCGUGUGUGUGUGUGUGUUUGUGAGUGUGCUCCUUUUACGGGUCCCAUUUCAUACUGUAGGUCGGGAAGUUGCAUGCGAUGUGCAAUAUUCAUUAAGUGGCAUACAUUAGGAAUGCCUGAGUCUGUUCUUUGGAUGAGACAACGUUUAUUUAAUGAUCAUUAUUUUUGGAUCAUUUGAUAUUGAAACGGGUGGUUUGACCUGAGAGCACAGUUUGAAACAGAUGUCGUUCAUAUUCGGGUUCCAAUGUCAGAUCAACUAUUAUGAAAGGAGACGUCAGUCGUGCUUCAGACGUCUUACAACAUCACCUUAAUUGGACAAAAAAAAAAACACAGCCGCCAAUCAGCAAGAGGCUAAACAACGGCCUUCAAGCCACUCCGUGAAUAUCAAAUGAAAACGGCAAAACAGACGUUACACUCGCUGUCACUGUGUCUAUCAAGUUAUUCCUAAAGCUGAACCAAGAGCUGUUUUCUUGUGUCUCCAUUUUAACUAGUUUAAACACAAAUAUUUAUAUAUAUUUCAUUUAUUGCAUCUAUUUUAUAUGUAUCAUAAAUAGAUGCCACUGUUUGUUUUUGCGCCUCACUCUUACGUGUUCUCAUCCUCAACAAUUUCCGUCCAGAAGAUCAAACGGUAGAGUUUACAUAUUCUUUUAAUAGUUGCAAGAGUCUUUGAAUACAUAAGUUGGUAGUUUUCUUGUCCUGUAGGAAAUUAACAAAACAAAUAUUUUCUUCUUUGAAUGAUAUUUCUUAAUUUUUCACCGACCAUUCACCGAGCAGUUCAUGUAUUUCUCCUCUGGCUUUCCUACAACACUUACUUAAUCUCUUAAUCUGGUCUCACUAAUCCAGAGCAGGCACGCUCAACUUCUUUAACCUACUUUGUUGCUCCUCCUCCUCGUGUCAAAUGCUUCAUUCACUGUCUUCAAAAUGUAUAAAGAAAGCCUCACUAUAAAAAAAAUGCAUUCAUACCAAUUUUACCCUAAUCAUUCUCAAAUUGAAUCCUAUUAAAUCCCAUCGUGGCAAAUCAAAUCUUCUGCUUCACGACCUAAUUGGCCAUUCUCGUUUUACUCAUGUGCAUGUGGAGAUUAGUUCUUCAACCAAAGACCUUCAUGGCAGUUUAAAUUGAAUUUAUUGGUGCUGCAUUGACAAAUCCUCACCAGGGAUACUAUAGGAUCCAAGCAGAGGGUUAGCGCCCUGUGUUAUUUAAAGGUCCACCCUUAUAUAAUAAUGAUACAAAUAAUAAUAAUAAAAAUGAUACAACGCACAAGACGAACGUGUUUCACUACAACAUAACAGUGCCUCUUGGUGGAUAGACAGUGUUAUUACCCAGUGUCCCAGAAUGUUAUUUCCUGUUAUCUCCAUUUAUGUUUUUUUUUCUGUGAUAAUUUGGAGAUGUCCUAUAAAAGCAAUACAUUUAUUUCUUGAGGGGCUGUGUGUAUUUAUUAUAAAGGCUUUAACUCGGUUUAUCAUCAAGAGCCUGAAAGACAAAGGGAAGAGAGUAAAGAUAAACGCAGUAAGGCAAUUUAGCCAGUGUCCAUUAUCAUGAUGGAAUAUGAAGUGAAGUUUUAUUUAUAAAAGAGAUUUUUAUUGUUAUUUUGUUGUAAAGUGGAGAGAAUUUAUGAACUUGGAUUGUAUCAUGUUGUGGGAGCUAUCUAUUAAUUGUUCAACAAAUGGCAAGAUGUUAGCAGCUUGGUUGGAAAACAUUUUUUUAAUGUAGAAACUUAUUUUGAUAUGGUUUGAAUCUUGAAUACAUCAGAAAGAACUUUCAAUGUCUAAACCUUCAUGAACUUUUCAGACCAUCACUAGCACCCUGCACAGUGCAAAUGUCAGAGAGAUCAUUAUUCACGCUUCAAAUAAGGCAUCAUUUCAACAAACCUCCUUUCCCCCACGUAACCCCUUGUCUUACACCGCUGUAUUGCCUGAGACGGCGGUGUAGGGAUAGUUAAAGCGAGAAAUUCAUGAAAUUCUGUUGACAUUCUCUUGCCCCAAAAGGAUGAUGAUUCUAUUCUGGAUCUUCUUUUUUUUGCUCUUACUGUAUGUAUAUUUUUGCUCAUGUUUACUGCAAACCAACAUAGAGAAAUAAAUAAAUGUAAUUUAAGGGAAA
Messenger RNA from Gasterosteus aculeatus aculeatus (three-spined stickleback), 4069 nucleotides. It is a transcript of the gene atp1b2b, whose product is annotated as ATPase Na+/K+ transporting subunit beta 2b. Gene Ontology annotation, cellular component: sodium:potassium-exchanging ATPase complex. Gene Ontology annotation, biological process: potassium ion import across plasma membrane; sodium ion export across plasma membrane; intracellular sodium ion homeostasis. Gene Ontology annotation, molecular function: ATPase activator activity. NCBI's taxonomy places the organism in Eukaryota, Metazoa, Chordata, Actinopteri, Perciformes, Gasterosteidae. The record is from RefSeq and is a predicted model, not a curated record.